Molecule: messenger RNA, 1617 nt
Organism: Dermacentor andersoni
Lineage: Eukaryota; Metazoa; Arthropoda; Arachnida; Ixodida; Ixodidae
Product: cytochrome P450 3A1-like
Molecular function (GO): monooxygenase activity; iron ion binding; heme binding
Source: RefSeq, a predicted model, not a curated record
AUGUUUGUCACGGUGCCCUUGCUGAUUUGCGCCGCCUCGUUGCUCACAGCACUGCUCAUCUGGCGGAGGCGGCACUUUAACUACUUCAAUGAGUUGGGCAUCCCGGGACCGAAGCCAAACUUGAUCUGGGGAAACAUCAGAGAAUACCAUUCUAUGGAAAUUUACAAGGUUAUAGGAAAAUGGCUCGACAAGUACGGUGACGUGUUUGGGUUCUUCAAUGGGGAUGUGCCCUUUGUUGUGAUAAGAGACCUCGACUUUAUAGAAGAUGUGUUCGUGCGCAACUUCCAGAACUUCGUGAACCGAGGAAUCACAAUGAUGACAGACCAAAUGCACCCAAUUAUGGGACAGUCAAUUCUGCACGUCGGCGGCUACAAAUGGAAGAAUAUUCGCGCGUCUGCCUCUCUCAGUCUGACUUCCAAAAAGCUGAAGAUGAUGAUGCCGCACAUCCAAGAAGACGUCGGCACCUUCGUCCAAACGAUGAAGCAGUACGCCGACACGGGUAAAGAGGUGCAGAUGCUUCACAAGUUUGAGGAACUCUCCAUGGACUUGACGGCACGAGGGGCGUUUGGCAUCAACGAGCGCUUCGUGGGAAAGCCUGACCACCCGUUCAUAACCACGUCCAAGGCAGUAGCCAGGAAUAUCAUGACAGGUCCAUUCUACUAUAUUGGACAAUGUACAACAAGAUUCGGAGCUUUGAUGAAACCGCUCUAUUGGCUAUCAUUGAUCAUCGGGGAUUACUCUUUCGAUCCCCUGAAUGCCCAGACCAUGGCGGUGAUCAAUUUGAGAAAGAAUAAUCCUUCCCUUCGUAGGCCCGACAUCUUGCAAAACCUUCUUGACGUCGAGUAUGUUGAAGAGAACGAAAAUGAAGACGCUGGGGACAAAACGGCCGAAGGUGUCGUCAAGUCUAGGGCGCUGACCAAUGAAGAAGUGUUAAUCACUGCUUCAUCACUAUUUAUAGCUGGUUUCGAGACAACGGCAACGGCUCUGAGUUUCAUGAUAUAUGCCCUUGCAAAGCAUCAGGAUGUACAAGAAAAGGCUCGCAGGGAAGUGAUUGAUGCCGUCGGCACCAACGGAGAGCUGGACUACGAGACCGUCACGAAGAAGCUCAAGUACACGGGAUUAGUCGUGGACGAAACACUGCGCCUGUAUCCGCCGGGACUAUCAUUUGUUACACGGCAAGCCAAGGAAGAUUAUGUAUACAACGGCGUGCAGUUUAAGGCGGGAACGUGUUUCAUGGUGCCGCAGUACCAAGUGCAGAGGGACCCGCGGUAUUGGCCCAAUCCAUUGGAAUUUAAACCCGAAAGGUACUUGUCGGAUAACGAAGCAGCCCUGAAGCAAACGGCAUACACGGCCUUCGGCGUAGGGCCUCGGCAAUGCUUGGGGACGAGACUGGCAUUGCUGGAAAUGCGAUGUGUUGCGGGUAAGAUACUGCAGAAGUACCGCUUGGAACUGGGCCCCUCGCAAAAGGGAACCAUGGAGAUUGGGCAGUACGCCAUGGUGUCGACACCCGCUAAUGGUCCUUGGAUCUUGCUGCACAGUUUGGCGAACGAGAACCUCGCAAGCUAAACUUCGAAGUGAACCAUGUAAAUAGCCAAAUAAAUUUUUCACGGAAAGCGA